CGCCGGAAGUAGCAGCGCGGGAGCGAGAGCAAGUGGCGGCGAUGAGUCAGAAAGUGAAGCCGGAUCGGGAGCGGCUGCGGCGCCGGGUCCGACUCUACCUGGACCAGCAACAAUAUCAGAGUGCGUUGUUUUGGGCUGAUAAGGUUGCUUCGUUGUCGCAUGAGGAACCGCAAGAUAUCUACUGGCUUUCCCAAUGCCUUUACCUCACUGCCCAGUACCACAGAGCUGCCCAUGCGAUUCGAUCCCGCAAACUUGAUAAGAUCUAUGGAGCCUGUCGAUACCUUGCUGCCCAGUGCCACUAUGCAGCCAAGGAAUAUCAGCAAGCUCUUGACAUUUUGGAUAUGCAAGAACCAAUCAACAAGAUCAUACUGGAGAAGAAUGCUAAAGCUGACAAGAUCAAAGAAGCCUCCAUUGAUUGGGGAUUGUCUCCUGCUGCAAUCAAGAGCUCUAUUUGCCUUUUGCGAGGGAAGAUCUACGACGCUAUGGAUAACCGACCCCUGGCUACAAACAGCUACAGAGAAGCAUUGAAGCUUGAUGUGUGUUGCUUUGAAGCAUUUGACCUAUUGACAUCACACCACAUGCUGACAGCGCAGGAAGAAAAGGAACUCCUUGAGUCAUUGCCAUUCAAUAAACAAUGUACGGAAGAAGAACGUGAUUUGUUGUACUUUCUAUACAAAAAUAAAUUGAAAAAGUACAAUAAACCAAGUGAGACAGUAAUUCCUGAGUCAAUAGAUGGCCUUCAGGAUAACCUGGAUGUUGUAGUGUCUGUUGCAGAGAGGAAUUACUACAACUGUGAUUUUAAAACAUGCUACAAGCUCACUUCGAUGGUGAUGAAUAAAGAUCCUUAUCAUGCAGUUCUCCUUCCUGUGCACAUUGGAACGUUGGUGGAAUUGAACAAAGCAAAUGAAUUGUUCUACCUUGCACACAAGUUGGUGGAUUUAUAUCCCAAUAAUCCAGUGUCUUGGUUUGCUGUGGGCUGUUAUUACCUUAUGGUUGGUCACAAGAAUGAGCAUGCUAGGCGUUAUCUCAGUAAAGCCACCACCCUUGAGCGAACCUAUGGGCCAGCAUGGAUUGCCUAUGGCCAUUCCUUUGCAGUAGAAGGAGAACAUGACCAGGCCAUGGCUGCCUAUUUCACAGCAGCACAGUUAAUGAAAGGGUGUCACUUACCAAUGUUGUAUAUUGGCCUUGAAUAUGGACUAACCAAUAAUUCUAAACUGGCAGAAAGGUUUUUCAGUCAGGCCUUGAGCACUGCACCCGAGGACCCUUUUGUUCUUCAUGAGAUGGGAGUUGUGGCUUUUCAAAACGCAGACUGGAAGGCGGCGGAGAAGUAUUUUCUGGAUGCAUUAGAUAAAGUGAGAGCAAUUGGAAAUGAGGUGACUGUUGAUAAAUGGGAACCAUUAAUGAAUAAUCUAGGGCAUGUAUGUAGAAAACUCAAGAAAUAUGAUGAAGCAUUAGACUAUCACCACCAGGCUCUGGUCCUCAUUCCUCAGAAUGCGUGCACCUAUUCCGCUAUUGGUUAUGUGCUGAGUCUCAUGGGAAACUUUGAGAGCGCCAUCAACUAUUUUCAUACGGCUCUGGGUCUGCGUAGAGAUGAUACUUUUUCAGUUACGAUGCUUGGUCAUUGCAUAGAGAUGUACAUUGGGAGUGCAGAUGCCUACAUUGGAACUGAGUUAAAGGAAAAACUUGGUUGCUACGAGCUCGACAUGUCUGCAAUGAAGGCACCAGCGAUCAAGAAAAUGAUUUGCCCCUCCUGGGAGGAGAGGGAGUGUGAUACUGAGUUGGAAAGGCAGCCCCUUGAAGAGAGUGGCAUCAUGGCCUUGGAUACAUCACCCCAGCAGAGCAAGGUAGCAAGUACCGAGGCUCAUCACGAAGACACCCCACUUUUCACAGAAAUGGAAAUGAAUGAAAGUGACAUGAUAUUAGAGGCAUCCUUAUCUGACCACAGCACCUGAGCGUCUUCUGACCAGAAAUUUUGGAACCUUCCUCGUCUCCUUAGCAAGUUAGUUAAACUGUGAUGUCUGCAGCUGAUUUAGAACUCUCAGCAGCACUGUCAGAACCGGGCCCAUUCAGCAGACAGUGAGUGGUCCCUUCCACAACAGUGUUUUGGUAGCAAUAAGCAAAUGAUUGAGAUGGUUAUUUAAUGAUGUAAUGUCUCAUGGUGACCAGCAGAGUAAAAGGUGAUCAUGAUAUUUUGAAAUAUUGCCACCUGUCAUUUCAUUGUAUUAAAAUCUCGAAACUUGGUCUUUA
This is a messenger RNA of Hemiscyllium ocellatum (epaulette shark), 2247 nucleotides long. It is a transcript of the gene cdc16, whose product is annotated as cell division cycle 16 homolog (S. cerevisiae). The coding region runs from base 42 to 1952 and encodes 636 amino acids. Gene Ontology annotation, molecular function: protein binding. Gene Ontology annotation, biological process: cell division. The transcript has 18 exons. Lineage: Eukaryota; Metazoa; Chordata; Chondrichthyes; Orectolobiformes; Hemiscylliidae. The record is from RefSeq and is a predicted model, not a curated record.